AAUGACGUAUUUGGUUCCGAUCCAAAUACGAUGAUCACAUAAUCAAGCUGUUUUGCAGUCUGUUUGUGCUGCGCUGGUUCGGUUCAUGAUGUAGGCUCUAUAGGAAGAGGUGGAAGUAUUUCUCAAAUUUAAGAAAGGUAAGCUGAACUGUAGAACGUAACCUAUAAAACAUCUUUGAUCAUAGAUUCGCUGUUUUAGGGUGGACCUAGUUAAAACAGUUAUACUUGUCUCGUAGUUGUAUUGGCAGAGGGUGGUGGCCAUGAUCACCUCAAAUUCAGAUCAGACCGUUUUUGGUGUUGUUAGUUUCAAGUCUCUGUGUAGAUAGCCUUUUAUUUGAGAAAGUGCUGAAGUGAAUUUAUUAUGUGCCACUUCCCUCUUCCAAUCAUGACAGCUGGGAGUUGCCUUUGUUGCCGAGAAUGACCAUUUUCUUUUCCUAGUUGGUCUUGGAAGGUUCUCGACAGUGACAUAUCCCAUGAUAUUUUUUUAUCUUGUAGAGCUCAUAAUCUUUUCAAACUGCUGUAACGCAGCAAGAUUAAUUUAGGGGCCUACAAUAUAUGAAUUUUAGUGCUUUAUCCAUAGCUUAAUAAUAAAUUAUUCAAAGGAUAUCUUCAGGAGCCUGUGAGGAAUUAGCAAGAAGGAGCAUAUCAUUCAAUUUAUUCUUUUUCGUGGUUGAUUAACAAGGGUUUACAUACCUGCCAACUCUCCCGGUUUUCCCGGGAGUCUCCAAGUUUUUCAUCAAAUCUCCUGAUCUCCCGGUUAGAGCACCAAAUCUCCCGGAUAAGAUGGACUUUUGAGCAUUUCUGUGCUUUAGUUUGAAAUUUAGUCCAUUUUUUCCACAAAAUUCGAAAUUUUUAUUCAUUGCACAGUUUCUGGGACAUUUUUGCUACGGUGGCCCGUAAGGGACAUUACAAUAUAUUUUUUCCCUUAAGUUAUCGCGCGAUAAUUUCAACUUAUCGCGCGAUAAGUUUAAAUUAUCGCGCGAUAACUUUGAAUUAUCGCGCGAUAAUUAGUCAGUUUAUCGCGCGAUAAAUGAGAAAAUGUAAAAACUAUCGCGCGAUAAUUAGUCAGUUUGAGAAAAUGCUAGGGGCGAUAGGCUGCACAUCUAUACCGGCGUGAAACCUUGUGUAAACCUUUUAUAUUUUAGCUCUAACGAGCAUGUUCUUUAGGGAUUUUCCUCUCUUCUUGGUUCCUUAAAAAUUUGGCGAAGUAACGGUUGGUUUUGUGUAAGAUUCCAUUUUUCAGUAAAACUUCUUUUAAAGUAGACACUGAGGGCUGGUACUGUGUCACGAAAGGCAAUAUUUUUUUCCUCUUUUUUGUUGUGUUUCAGGAGUGCAGACUCCCUCUCUGUGAACUUUAUAUCUGAUAGAAGGUUUUUUUUAUCAUAGUUUGUGGGUAGCCUCUGUCAAUCAAGCGUUUUUUGAAAUUUGAAAUAUUUUCCUCAAAAGUAGUUUUUGAGGAGUUUGUUCGUAGGAUUGUCAAGGCUUCUCCUUUGACAAAUCGUUUUUUAACACUCGGUGGGUGACAAGAGGUGAAAUGUGUGUACUGGAAGGUUUCCGUUCUUUUAAAACGUGUCUUUAUGUCAAGGAUAGAUUUUUCCUUGAAUCUUGUGCCUUUGUAUACAACCGCGUCUAAAAACACAGUCUCAGUGUCAGAUUUUUUGGCCGUGAAUUUGAUAGUUGGGUGACGUAAGUUUGCUAGUUCGAUGUCCACUUCGUGUUUCGAUGUCUGGUUUACUUAUGUCCCACAGGGAAAAGAUAUCGUCAAUGUAGCGUUUCCAAACUGUAGGUUUAAAAAUGGUUCUGCUCAGAAAUGUGGAUUAGGUGUUUGAGAUUAGGUGUUUGAGAUAGCCAUUUUCUUCAAUGGAGGUCAAAAGUGUUGGGACCUUUCCAGUGAUAUUACUAAAACUAGCGACCCCUCCCCUCCCACCCCAAACAAAGUUGGAUUUGGAGCAAAAUGGGUGAGAAUGAGUGCUUUUUUGGCCACAACAUUGCCAGGGGAAGUGGGGGGAACGACAGGAUGAACCCAAAGCCGAACAAAAAAAGUCAUCCUUCGGAGCAGGGACCUACGUAACAAUUGCUUGGAAGGGCUUUUUCACACAGUCCCAAGUUCUUUUGUCCUCCAUUGUUGUCAUGUCAUCAAUAUAAUUUUCACGGUGAAGAUCCGUAAUUAGGCGCAAGACCUUGCAGUGCGUUUCUUUCACCAUGGGUUGAGUGAGAGGUCUCUAGUUAUGUUUGUCGCCGAUUUGUAUUUGACCCUCUCUUAUUUUGUCAGUUUUGUUCAUGAUUACUGCGAUAAACUGACUAAUUAUCGCGCGAUAAUUCAAACUUAUCGCGCGAUAAAAUGAACAGUUAUCGUGCGAUAAUUUUUAAAUUUUCUCAUUUAUCGCGCGAUAACUUAAGAAUAAAAAAAAGAUUGCAAUGUCCCUUACGGGCCAUCGUAUUUUGCACAUGUUUAGUCAAUGACAAAGAUUAGUUCGUCAUUACAAUGAUGAACUCGCAUUUUGAUCCCAUGUAUGUCAUGUAAGACGUCAUAUAAUGUCCUAAGGCAAUUUGUUGGCGCCGGGGGGGAGGGGGGUUGGAGUGGGGGUUUUGGUGCUGUUGACAUUCGGGGGUGGGGGGGGGGUGUAGUGCAAAAUAGAGAGUCUCCAGAUUUUAGAUCUCCGGAGGUUGGCAGGUAUGGGUUUAUAUAUUGUAUCUUGUGCAAUGUCAAGUUUAAAUUAAGAAUAAACUAACGAUGGCAGCACAAUGGCCCUGAGUAAGGAUUCUGACAUCAAUUUUGACAUUUGAAAGAAUGCUAUGGAAUCUCUGGAUGACCCAGACAUAUCAAUUCAUGAAAUAGUUUUUUCACGAAUAAUAAUAAACUCUAAUGAUGUUGUCGCUUAAAACGUCAGUUAGUUUUGUUGAGCUUGUUACAGCACUUACAAGAGGCUAGAAAAAUCAAAUUAGUGAAAAACAAAGCUUGCUUUGACUUUUCUAUCUUUUAAAAGCUGAUUUGAGCAAUUGCAUUAAAAAAUAGGACAGAACGGUCCACAAUGUAGAUCAGUGUGUAAUAGUAAAGAAAUGUGUAAGUUUAUAAGAUAGCCAUUCAAUAAGCUGUAAUUUGAUAUAGAGUUAGGUAUCUGCAGUGUAACUAUUAAAAUGGGUGACAUCAGUACUUACCGGUACAUAGUUGCACUGCACAGACUAGACCAAAGUCAUAAGCCUAGAGGAGGUGUUUGCGAUUUUGGAUACAAAUUUGAAAGUUUAAAUCAUUUGUUAUCUGCAUGGCCUAUAGAACUGACAACUUGCCUCUGUCCUGUUUCAAAAAUUAUUUGCUUUUCUUGCUCAACUCUGCAAUGUCAUUAAAUAUUCCUAUUUUUAUUCUUGCUGAUGUCAAUUAUUGACAUCAGCAAGAAUAAAAAAUAAAAACAUAAAAAAUAAAAAUAAAUAAAUAAAUAAAAAAUAAAUAAAAAAUAAAAAAUAUUUUAUAAAAAAUAAAAAUAAAUUGCAUGUUGCAAUAAUUAUUAUUGCAACAUGCUUUGACCCAAGGAAAAGGAGGCAAAAUCACUGCAUGAUUUCUGUGACUCCUUCAAUCUCACACAGGUUAUAAACAAGCCUAAAAAACAACUCAGUUCUCCAAGUCCAUUAUUGACGUUAUUAUUACUAAAAAAGCAAACUUGAUAAAGGAAACACAAGUUAUUCCACAGUCAAUCAUUGACCAUGAACUGAUUAUAUUUGCAACUCUACAACUCAAGAAACCUUGUCCCAAACCUGUAUACAUCACCACAGGGAGCUUCAAGAAUUACAUCAAAGACGCUUUCCUCGAGGACAGUCAUUUCCAAUGCUCCCUGGUUCAUUCUAGACACUUUGGAUAAUGUGGAGGAUUUUAGAUCAACAUACGCCUCUGAAAACUGUUAAACAGUCCUAACACGCCCAACUCCAUUCAUCGAUGAUAAUUAAUGUGUGUGCCCUAAUGAAAACAAGAGAUCAUUGGCAGAACUUAGCGAGGUAAACAAAUGAUCCUGCUGCCUGGUCUGGCUAUUAAAAUUGUAAAUGAGAAGAAAAGCCAGAGCUACAGAUUGCUCAAAGGAAUUUCAUCCAAGAAUGUAUAUCACAGAAUUCAAAUGACACUAAUGCAAUGUGAGAGACAAUUUUAUUAUAAGAUUGUGUAUCCCAAAGAAAUCUGUAAGUGUAAGGGUUUACAGUGAUGAUGAUAAAACUAUUGCUGAUAGAUUUAAUCAAUUUUUUACUUCAGUUGGAGAAACAACAUAUCAAAAACUCAAACAGCUCGCUAAUGAGUGCCGUUAUGCUCCAUUAUUGCAGCAAACCUGCAGCUCGGAAUUUCCAAGAGCAGAGCAUUUUAUUUUUGCCAAAAAAGGCAGGCUGUACAUUGUUUGGAUGUUGAAAAGAUUGUAUCAUCAUUGUCUACAAAGAAUUUUAUUUAUAUAGCACCAGGUCUUGACAAGAUACCAAUUCAUGUCAUCAGACUCAGCACCUGGUAUUAUUCCUUCUAUUACUGCCAUUAUAAAAUUCUUCUUUUAGCACCAGCACCUAUCCUGGAGAUGGAAGGAUUGCUGAAGUGUGACCAAUCUUGAAAGAGAGUGAUUUUGAACAACCAAGCAACAACAGGCCAUUAUUUUGUUGCCUAUCUUAUCCAAGGUGUGUGAAAAGGUGGUCCUGCAUCAGCCAACACCCCAUCUAAAAACAAACAAAAGGCUGGUGGUGGAACGGAGCAGAAAAAAAGUAUGAGCAUUAGCUUGAUUAUAAUAUUGCAAAAGAAUUUACUCGGAGUUUAAAUUACAUUAAUGUUUUCUGAUGAUUAAAUUGAAGCUUGGUUAAGUUGCUGAAUGGAAGAUCGUCACCCUAAGAAGCAAGUAAACACUCUUGGGAAGCAAAUAAGAAAAAGUGCAUCAAACAUCUUCCAAAAAUGGAGAAAGAAACCAAAAACAUCAGGUAAACCAGAAAUUUUUUUCUUGUUUGUUUGUAUUUAUGACAAUCAUGUUAUAUUUAUCUGUAGAAUUUGUUAGUGAACACCUGAACUGACACGUUUGUCAAAGAAGGACAUCAAGAGGCUGGGUGUGUGUGUGUUUGUGUGUGGGGGGGUGGGUACCCUCCCAUAGCCAGUUUUGUGUAUUAUAUCAAUUGGAAGGUGGUCUUAGACAAGCCAUGAAAGAGAGGUAAGAAUUUGGUGGUUGCAGUUUAAGAGGAACUAAUCCAAAAUGGACUCUUGUAGUGGGUGGGGUGGACAUGAUAGUGUGGAGGUAAUCUCACAUUAAGCCACGGAGAGGUUGGGAUGUUUUUUGGAACAAUUAGCACGAUAAUGGAGGUUAUGUGUGUAUAUAUUUAUUGAGGUCACGCCAGGGUAAAUUCCAACAAACGACAUGACACAAAAAGUAGCGACAGAACGUAAAAUGAAAUUGCGACAAGAGACGACCUCCCUCAGUCAAAUUGCGACAGGGAUGGCAAAGCCAAGAAUAAGCGACAAAGAAUGGUGGUUUGGCUAAUUUAUCACCAGUCUGAAUGCCAAGAAGGAGUAAUUUUCGUCAAUUUUCCUUGCACUUCAGAGGACGUCUCUUGUCAGUGCGCUUCAGUGGACCCUCCUGUGAAUUGUGAAUGGCGAUGUAUAGGUGUUCAAUGCAUGGAAUUUUAACUGAGAAAUUGCACUGUAAUGGUUUCUUGAGUUCACAGUGCAUCGCUAUGCCCCAUUUCCAAAAUUCCAACAAAGACAAAGAAUUUUCAUUCAAUUUCCGACACCGACAUGAGAAUUCAGAAAAUUCAGACUAGCGACAGGGGACCCCCCCUCCACACACCCCCUGGCAGGGCCUUUUUACUGUGUAUUAUUGGUUGUGUAUGAUAGACUUGUUUAUCAUUUUGUCUAAUGGUAGCCAUUUUUUGUUGAUCAUAAUAAACCUAGACACAAUUUUAGCAGCUUUCAUACAUUCUUUCUUAUGUGAUGUAGACUUUUUAGCAAAUUUAUGUUGUUGUAAGAAAUUGUUCCUUCAGCAGCCUACUGUGAUAUCUAUUUGCUGUUUUGUAAUGUCUUUCUGCAUUUGACUCAUUCCGUUGUUUACAAACAUAAUUAAGCAAUCCCAUAGAACAAUGGUCACACUCAAGACAGUGUAUAAAAAUUUAAUAUUUAUUGAGUGUUUGUUGUUAUAUAUAGCUGAAGGUCAAUCUGGAGGAGUUGGGCAAGCUGGCACAAGCACAAGUUUUGAUGCUGGUGAGCAAAGUAUCAAAUCUUAUUACUUCUGUCAAACUGAGUAACCUGCAAAAGUCACACUUGUUCCACUGUUUAUUUUAUUCAUUAAGGUUCUGAGCAGAAAGUAGAGAGUGUUAUUUCUGAUGAUCAUGGAACAUCAGCUGGUGCAAGCUGCCUUGAUCACGGUACAUUGUUUAGUUAAACAUUAUAGGGAAGAGAAGUAAUGAUGUCACAAAUUAAAUCUGUGAAAUUAUGGGAUUGGCUGGCAUAUUCUGGUCUCAAAAAACUUUUUUUGUGGUCCUUCAGGCCUCAGUUUGCUCUAAAAUAAAGGGGGCCCCAGGCCCUCAAGGCCCCUCCCAUAGAUCUGCCACUGCUAUAUAGGUGUUGCUAGAAUGUAGCUUGGUAUGUGACUAGUAGAAGUUUAUCUCUGCCGGAGUUGUGACACUCCAUGUUACGCAUAUGUAUGUAAAAUAGUGAUAGCAUGGUUUUUUCAUCUUAGUACAUUGCACUGAAAAGUUAUUAACGAUUUCCAGUUUCAAAAGCCUGAUAAGUCCCCACCCAAAUGUAGAGGCGUGGCCAAUGUACACUUGAUUUAAUUUGUGCCACUCAACUGAGAAAAGAGGAAAGUAUAGUGAGUGAUUGGAUCCCUUGUGCACUCACGUUGUAUGUAAUGCUUAGGACUGGCAAGUAUUGGGGCAAGUACAUAAUACAUGUAAUGUAAUAUUUUUCAUCAGUGUGUACAUGUCGCAUAUUAAAUGAGUUUGUUAAUCCAUUCACUCUAAGAAAGUGUGCAGCCUGAAAAAACAUCCUCUGAAGCUAGUCAUGUCGUUUUCUGGCUGAAACUGCUCAAAAGACAGUUUUUAAAUCAAGCACCAUGCUUGCAGUCUUUAGUCAGCUUCCUUUGCUCAUGACAAGCUUUGAAGUGCAAAAUAUUGUUAUGCAAAUUAGCUGGCUGCACAUUCAAUGUGCAGGCAGCAAUUUUGCAAAGUCAUUCAAAGCCAAUAGGUUCAAGGGGAAAGUUUUUAUGAAAAUUUUUAGGAUCAUUGGAUAGAAUAAAGUUCAGGUGGAAAGUGGAACAAGAUUUUUCUGUUUCUUGCUAAUCCGAUCCUCUGUUUAAUUAUUUUUAAGGUGCAUCUAAUGUUGUGCAAGGUGCAAGCAAUAAUCAUGGUGCUGGGGGUGAAGUUUCAGGUUCAGUUGGAGGGGUUUCUCAUGAUCAAGGUUCAGUACCAUCAUGAUAAUGUGUUUAUUAAGAAGUAAAGCUGUAAUUAAUAAAUAAAAAAUAUCAUUUUAGUGGUAACAUUAAUGCUGGGAUGCCCAGGCUUUCAUCUACCACAAUUCCAGCAUGAGAUCGUAAUAUUAAUAAUAGAAAUGUUGGUUGCUCAAUGCUAUAUUGAUCAAGAGAUGCAAAAACCAGAGUACCUUCACAAAACCUGUUGGAACAAACAAGUGAACCGAGUAACAAGUUGGUUUCUCCAGCGACUGCACCACCCUUGUUCUCAAAAUAUAAUAGCAAAACAGUUAUGUUAUUUUUCACUCAGCAAGCAUGUUAAUGUUAAAACUCUUCCUUACCAACAUAAAUUAGUUAUGCAGCUUUGGACUGAACUGUAUGUUUAAAAUAUAUAAAUAGUUAUCUACAUGUUGGAAUGCUGGCUAAUAUGUUGUCUCAUUUUUCAGGUGCAUCUAAUGCUGUGCAAGGUGCAGAUUCUGGUGCUGGGGGUGAGGUUUCAAAUCCAAGCAAUGAAGUUCGUUAUGACCAAGGUACUUUACAGAAAUGUUAUUUGUUACUGAAAAUGUUUACUGAAAAGUUGGUUAAUAUGUCUUUGAAAUUUAGCAUCUCCUUUAGGUGCAGUUAUGUGACACUAAUCUAUAAACUUAAAAACGUCAAUCGUGUAAUCUCAAUUGUUGCAUGUUUCUGAGUGAUAUUUUUUUCAUUCUUAAGGUGCCUCAGCUAGUGCUGUGUACAAGGGAAGUAAAAAUAGUGGUGCCAUAGGGAGUGGAGCUUCAGAUUCAGGUAAAGAAGUUCCCCAUGAUAAAGGUACAAAAACAAUAUCUUUUUUACCCAUGGUUUCUCAUCAGGACUUAAAAAGUAAGAGAAAUAUAUGUAAAUAAAUGAUAUUGCUAUAUAACUUUAAGAAGCUAUUUUGUAUUUUGUGUACAUAUUUAAUGAAAGAAAGUAGAUAAAAUAAUGUGUAUAUCACAUAUACCUGCUUUCCACGAGAGCCGUGCCUGUAACUAAGCAAAAACUUAACUACAGGGUGUCCCAAAAGUUCGUUCCUCUGAUUUUAUGCACUGUAACUUUUGAUUAAAACUUUAUUUUUACAUGAAAUUUCUACAAGAUGUUUAUUUCUUUAUCGAGUACUUUUGUUCAGAAUUUCAGUAACUGGCAUGCCCUUUUUGUUUUUUUAAUCACAUUCUGUAGCCAUUGCAGCUUGAAGUGGGAUACACAGUAGAGUGAAGACUUUGAAACCCUGAUUGACUACAAGAUAGCAAAUUGUCAAAUACUGAUACCAUUUCUGGAAGAAAUUGUAAUUUGGAAUGUUAGUGUUUGAGGAGAGGGGGAAACCGGUGUACCCAGAGAAAACCUUUCAGAACAAGGGUGAGAACCAAAAGCAAACUCGAUCUUCAGUCAUGUAUGCCAGCACUUUUGGGACACAAACCUGGGGCAUGCUGGUGGGAGGCAAGUGCUCUCACCACUAUGCCACUCUUGUUUCCAUGGCAUGUGGCCAGAGGCGUGGCCAUCUCCACAUGGCCAAAUUUGUAGACCUUGGUGUAGCCUACCUGGAAAAAAAUUGAAGGAAGGAUAUGAAGUAACUCUCCAAAUCUAAUUGUUAUUAUUAUUAUUAUUAUUAUUAUUAUUAUUAUUAUUAUUAUUAUUAUUAUUAUUAUCUCGCAGUAUAAAACUUCAAAAUGCUGUCCACAUUAUGAGUAGUAUAGGGCGCAUAACGUAACCUACACCACUUGAGAAGCUAUACUUAGAAGUUAAAAAAGGUCGGUACAAAACCUAAUACAAUCCUAAUAUACAGAAUGAUAUGAAUCUCUCUACUUAAAAAGCCAAUUUAGAAUAUUAUUAAAUUCUUAUACUCUGUAAAACCUACCCGAAGACAUGAUGAUAUAAUUAUCUCUACCAGAAGCCUAUUUAGAAAAUUAUUCAGUUUUUAUACCCUCAUUAUCUCUUAUAUACCUAAACGAGGCCAUCAUAAUGUGGUUAUCUCUACUAAAAGCCUAUUUAGAAUAAUAUCAAACUCUAAUACUCUAUAAAAUCUAAGUAAAAACAUCAGUAAACUUGUGUUUCUGGAUUUCUAGAGAAAAAGAAACUAAAAUCUGGUGUCCUUAGCGCCCUAACUAAGUAUUUAUCUUAAAUGUUCUGCCAAUGUUCAAAGUGUUUGAGAUGAACGACUUCUGCAUCCGCUCAAGUACGCCCCGUGCUCUCGCUCCAAGUAGCUUCCUCACCGACUUCUCAAGGUGUUUAGAGUAACCACCCAGUACGUCAAUUAUUACGUUGUACUGUUCAACCCUGUAACCAAUGUACCUCUGCUUUAGCUCCCACAUCAUGGGCCCAUACUUGAGUGUCUUUUCCUCAUCUUUCUUAGCUCUACUCUCAAUCCAUGGGCAGCUCAUUUCAAUAAUUGAAAUGAGCUAUUAUUGUGCAGACUUCUUUCCUCUCGUGGCUGACAAGUCGCUUGUCGAUCCGAUUUGCUCUAACUUCGUUGUGCUCUGCAUAGAUGGGAAUAUCCCAAAACGCCUCACUCGUGGUGUUCUGGUAGGCUGGUUCUGGCAUCACCGGUGAGUACCAUGGAGGAACCUCUUCUAUUAACCCAUGCUCUCGCAGGAGCUCAAAAAACAGAAUCUUCAAAGCUACAUUAUGCCUGUAUAGGUACUUGGUUUGUGCCAGGGAGGAACAUCCAGCCAAUACAUGUGCAACGCUUUCAGCUAUCUUCCCACAUAACCUGCAUAGGACUUCGCCGUCGGUGGAGGUUUGCGUCUUCUCCUUUGAGUAGAGCUUCGUUGGUUACAACUGCUCAUACAGUUUAUACCUGCCCGCGAUGGUAUAUGUAGGGCAUGAAGCCCAACCUUUUAACCAUGCAAAGCAGCUGGUUAUGCUUAGGCUGUCAUCUUCCCAUCUGAUACGGAAUAACUUUCCUUGCCACCUUUUGUCUUUAGCGAUCUCCCAGAACUGCUUCUCUUGAGAUUGCUUCAACAGAUUCCCAGCUCUUGCUGCAGUCACCACCUUUCCUUCAGUUGUAACACACACGGGAUUUAGGGAGUCAAGCUGAAGUGUGAUGUUGAGUUCUUCACCGUACUUAACUGCUUCCUUUACAAACGACUGGUGGCCUGAUGCCAUGGCGUGUUCUUCAAAUUCUCUAACUGCUUUCACGGUCAGGUCCAAAUUCUGAUACAAUUUCAUUAGCGAUUUGAUUUUAGUGAUCUUGUACUCGUGUUCUACUGAUCGCAGGCCUCUACCCCCUUUCUCCCUCGGUAGAUAUAACAAAGAAGUUAGACUAGCUGGGUGCUUGCCACCGUUCUCAACGAUGAUCUUCCGAGCUGCUCUGUCCACAUCUCUUAACUCUGAUAGAGGCCAAUGCUGCGUGUUCACAUUAAGUACCGCAGGACCAGGAGUGCAUACUGAUUAGUUGCCUGUACACGGUUUUAUUGUUAAUUUUAUAAUUAUUAUUAUUAUGGUUAUUUUUCCACAAAAUUCCAUAAGGGGAUUUCAUUGAUGACUGCCGCUUAAACGCUAGCCUAGCGUCUGUUUUAGAAAGUGAUAAUGGUGUGAGCUUGUAAAUUAGUAAUUUUAAGAUCUUUUUAAUAAUUUUAGUCUAUGUUAGUGGAAUGUAAAUUGGUCAUAUAAUGCCUGCCGCUUAAACGCUAGCCAAGCGUGUGUCCGCUAAUUUUAGAAAGUCGAUAAUGGCGUGAGCUUGUACAUUAGUAUUUUAGGAUCUUUUAACAUUUUUAUUUCAUCAAAAUUUAAGUCUAUGAUAGUGGAAUGUAAUUUGGUCAUAUGUUAAUAAAGAUUUUAUUUCAUAAUAAAAUUAUUAUUAUUACUUUUAUCUCAGUUUCGUAGUUAUCAGCUCAUUCAUGUUUUUCUUUUCAUAAUCAGAAUUUACUAACGUGAAAACAUCUACCUUGGAAGACUUGCGUAGCAAGCUUGCUGAUCUCUACAAACGCACAGCCAAGGUACCCACGUCAGUUUGGUCUUCGGUCUGUCAGGUGGAACUUGACCAGAUCUACACUCGAUUGUCAUUGGUGAAAAAAGAAAAAAUUCCAACUGGAACAUUGCAGUCAAACCUGACAGAUUAUAGUGAGCUAUUCACAUCAAACAAGAAAGGUAUUGUGCCUAAGAGAAUUCUUGUGCAAGGGGAAACGGGAAUUGGAAAGAGCACAUUUGUUAAAAAGGUAGCGUUGGAUUGGGCUAAACUCGUUGACGAUAAGGACGUUGUAAACGAAGAAAUGGCUGCUUCAAGCAAGGGCCGAGGGGGUAAGAAGCCAUCACGUAAAGAUCACGUGGGCGUCAGCCAGGCCGAGAGCAGCGAAGCAAGAAAACAUGAUGACAGCAGUGAGUGUCAUAUUGAUGCGCUAAAGAGGUUCCAACUUGUUAUUACUGUUCCUUUGAAAUAUGUGUCUAAAUGCCAAAGUUUCAGCGACGUUUUAAGCUGUUCUCGUCUUAUUCCAAAAGACGAAGAAUCUUUAAUAGAUGAUUUGUUUACGUACGUUUGUAACAACCAAGAGAAAGUUCUUCUGGUAUUUGAUGGCUACGACGAGUAUCGCACUGGAAGCGUAGCAGAAGCCCAGUUUGGACGAAGAAGCACUUCUCCUAUUUGUGAGAUUUUCCACCGAAAUGAGCUUAGAGACUGUACUGUCUUAGUAACCACGAGAUCUUCGAGAGCUGAUGAACUGCAAGAAUCUGCCGAUAAACACGCUAAGAUCACAGGAUUUUAUGGAGGAGAUCAAUUUGCUUUUAUGAAGAGGAUGCUAGGUAGCAACAGCCAGGUAUCUGAGCUAAACAGGUUCCUGUUGGAAAAGAGCCUGUUUUACCUUGCAAGAGUACCACUUCUGAAUCUCUUUUUCUGCUUGUUGUUCAGGCAAGAUAAGGAGAAAAUGAUGGAACUUGGCAAGAGAAAAACUCCAUUAUAUCGAGCUAUUAUCCGAUACAUCUUGCAGUACAGCAACAAGAGACUUUCCCCUGCUAAAGUCUACAAAGUAAAAGAGGAAGAUUAUCAAGAAAUCCUUACUGAAAUAGGAAAGGUGGCGUUGGAAAGUCUUCUGAAGGGUAGUCAGGUGUUUGAAUAUGGUCAGCUGUCUGAGAAAGUACGUGGUGAAGAAAGUGUUAUGGUGGGCCUCUUACAAUUAUCUGAGAACGAAGCAAGUUUGGAACCAACGGAGAUAGUGUCCUUUAUACACAAAUCAAUUCAAGAGUAUUUAGCAGCCUGGUUUAUCGCUAACAGAUGUGUUCCCCAGGGUAAUCUUGGUGUAAUUGAAAAGCAUGCCGCCACUUUGGAGGACUGUCGGUCAAUUGCAAAUGUUUUGCAGUUCGUGUGCGGUUUGUCCACGGAAGGAGCUGUAAAGGUGCUAACGCAUUUAUCUACUGUUCGCGCCAAUGACUCGUCAUUAGAUUUUUCAAAGUUAAUGCCAGUUGAUGAAAGGGAAACAGACCUGCCCUGGGCUGGCUUUACCCUGCGGCAUAGCCAGUUCAAUGACCUGGUCCGAGAUUGUUUUCAAGAAGUUUCAUUGGCUCCCGAUCUUAUAGAGCAUGUCUUUGGUUGCACCGGUGGAAUCAUCGUCCAAGAGACGCCAGUUGAUCGCGGUCUAGUGCUUAAGCCGGAAGUUUUAACUCAGCAAGUAACACAUUCUUGGGCUUUCUAUUUUAUUAACUGUCUUUCCGAGAGACGGCGAUCGCUUUUGUCAUCCGCCACCGCCAAUUCAGUAGAGAACCUCUAUCAAUCAGCUCAAUUUCUAGAUCUCUUGCAUAUCCCCCUUAGAAUGGUUAGGAAUUCGAAAGAGCUAAAACUAGGAGACUUUUUAACAAAGUUUCGCCUUUGUUCUUGUACGCGUUGCACUUUCGCUUCCGUUCUUUGCUGCACUGAUGGCAAAAUGAUGGUGUACAUCACAGACUUGGACCUUAUGUGUGAUAAACAUACCAGGAUGUUUACUGAAGCUGCGGCUGUAGUUUGUGAUCAAUCUGUUUCUGCAAAAAUGUGUUCAAGCCAACCAUGUUUAAAAUUCUUAACAUCCUUAAGCUGCAUUUUCGAUGGAAACCGAGAAUUGCCGAAAGAACUUGGUGUCAUGCUUAGAAACUGUAAACAUUUGCAAGGAAUUAGGUUUGGCGGAGACGGUGACUACGCAGUUUAUUUUCUCGAGAAAUUAGCACUUCCCGGAAAAUUGUGUUUGACCAUUAAUGUUAACGGAGAUGGAUCAAUUUCCUGGGGUUCUGUGAACGAUUUUCCAUGUUUUCCCUAUACAGCACCAAGACCUGAAGAAAGUUUAUGUCUUAUUGCGGGCUUGCUUUGCACCUAUUCUUUUGAAACAGCGAUGGCAAUCAUAAGCAGUAUCUCGCCUGAGAGAUUGGGAGAAGUUUCACUUAGAAAUGUCAACCUCACCACCUCCGCAGCUGCGACUCUCGGUAAAUCACUUUCUAAAAUGACUU
This is a messenger RNA of Porites evermanni, 13819 nucleotides long. The record is from the annotation of a GenBank genome assembly. Lineage: Eukaryota; Metazoa; Cnidaria; Anthozoa; Scleractinia; Poritidae.